This is a messenger RNA of Hipposideros armiger (great roundleaf bat), 8314 nucleotides long. RefSeq names its product MOB kinase activator 1B (gene MOB1B). The coding region runs from base 192 to 716 and encodes 174 amino acids. NCBI's taxonomy places the organism in Eukaryota, Metazoa, Chordata, Mammalia, Chiroptera, Hipposideridae. The record is from RefSeq and is a predicted model, not a curated record. The transcript is spliced from 6 exons.
ACCCACCAACCCGGUGGACAGGCCUCGAUGGGCCUGGUGGCCCCAGCGGACUCGCGGGGUGUAGUCCGGGGCUGCAAAGUGGUAGCCGCUCCUCUAAAACGUUUAAACCAAAGAAAAACAUUCCAGAGGGUUCUCACCAGUAUGAGCUCUUAAAGCACGCAGAAGCCACACUCGGCAGUGGCAACCUCCGGAUGGCUGUCAUGCUUCCUGAGGGAGAAGAUCUAAAUGAGUGGGUUGCAGUGAACACUGUGGAUUUCUUCAAUCAGAUCAACAUGCUUUAUGGAACAAUCACCGAUUUCUGUACAGAGGAAAGUUGUCCAGUGAUGUCAGCUGGCCCAAAAUAUGAAUAUCAUUGGGCAGAUGGAACAAACAUAAAGAAGCCUAUUAAGUGCUCUGCUCCAAAGUAUAUCGAUUACCUGAUGACUUGGGUUCAGGACCAGUUGGAUGAUGAGACAUUAUUUCCAUCAAAAAUCGGUGUCCCGUUCCCGAAGAAUUUCAUGUCUGUGGCAAAAACUAUACUCAAACGCCUCUUUCGGGUUUAUGCUCACAUUUAUCAUCAGCAUUUUGACCCCGUGAUCCAGCUUCAGGAGGAAGCACAUCUGAAUACAUCUUUCAAGCACUUUAUCUUUUUUGUCCAGGAAUUCAACCUGAUUGAUAGAAGAGAACUUGCACCACUCCAAGAACUGAUUGAAAAACUCACCUCAAAGGACAGAUAAGAGGAUGCAGAACUGUGCAAAUUGUUCCUCAAAUGAAGCUGUCUGGAGCAUAUUUGGAUUUUGUUGAUUUUAUUUUUAUCUUGGUUGUUUUUGUCUUAAGUUUGGGGGGCUUGUUUGGGUUCUUUUUUCUUUAUUCUGAAUAAAUGAAACCUUAUUUGAUUGCCAGAAGAAGCCAGGAACCAUUCUCUGUACAUUUGAUAGGCGUAAAUUUUGUCUUAGUGGCAUAUGGUGUGUUUUUUUAAACUUGGUUUUGGUUACUUGUGGAAUUUUUGAUAAUAUUGUGUGUUGAAAGAAAAUGCUCAUUGAUUGGACUGCUGAUGGAUGGGGUUCUGUGUUAUAUAAAUUGUGGCCAAUUUUUGAAGUCCCUAAAAGAUUUAUGUUUUUAAGUGCCUUGGCAGGCUCACUUCUGAGGUGCAAAGCACAGACAUAGAACGAACAGGGCUUGAAACUAUAUUAGGAUUACUACCCAGGGCACUUACUGAUGAUGCAUGUUUUAAAAUAUCUACGAAAAAAGCCAUAGUUUACCUAAAUUGGUGAUCUCUAGCUCUUACUACAUUGAAGAAAUACAAUUUGUAAAGGUGUGCCUGUAGAACAUAAAAAAUUAGUAUUUCUUAAUUAUUUUUUAUAUUAAUGGUAAUUCUGUUCAACAAAUACUUAAAGUUCUACAAGCAGGUCUUUUCCAUCUCUUGAUAUCUGUGAUAUUGAAACUUGAGGAUGUUGAAACGCAAUACCUAUUGCAUUUUGGCUUCUUUCUACAUGUUAACUGCACUGUAGGUGUAAAUAUUCAGGUUAUAUACAGGUUUGCCAUUUUCAGAGGUGAUGCUGAACUGUGAGGUUUCUUUGCAAUUGCCAAAUGAGCCAUAAGUCUGCAGAAUCCCCUUUUACUUUGAAGAUGAGGGGAUAGGAGUGUGUGUUUGGUUAUGGGGGGUUAAUUUUUAUGGGGACUUAGGGAUGAAAUUAAUUAUGGGGAGUCAAGUUUAAGAAAGUCCUGUCUUAAAACCCUUGAGUAGAAUGGCAUGGAAAUUUUAAUCAAUUUCUUGUAAGCAGAGUCUUAGAGACUUCUUUUUAGAAAUCAACUUCCAUGAGAAGUUAAAAAUAUUAAUUUUAGGUAUAGAUAUUAAAUAUGGAAUUCAAGGACUAUUUGGGGAAAUGGACCACUUUCCAGCAUUUCCAUUCAGUGAAUGGAGCUAGUGUUUGCCUGUCAUUUUUAAAUGAUACAGUACCUUUUUUGCUUAUUAUAGGCCCAAUUUGAAGCAUUCUGACUUCUGAUUUUUUUCACUGUGGUAGGAAAUAUUUUUCUUUGCAGUGAUAGCAAACAAUGAAAGUGCUGAUUCAGUAAUUAUUAACUUUUAUAUUUUAUUUUCUAUGACUUUCUAGUAAAUCACUCAUAUUAAAAAGUUCAGAAAUUUAGUUUUUAAAAUAACUAUUAACAUUUUCACUUCAGUUGUAUGCUUGAGAUACAUUCUUUUCAGACUUCCAGUUUUAAUUUUUGUCAUUUCUGGUAAAUCUGUUUCCCUCAGUUAGAAAUAUAUACCUUUUUCCUUGUAAAAUACAAAUAGUGCUCUGAAAUUGUGUAGACUAAAAACACUUAGAAAAUAAUCUAAAAUGAAAUCAGAUUGUUUUUGCCAUUAACAAGUCGAGCAGUGAUACAAUUUAAUGCCAAUACAAUUAUGAUCUCUAGGAACUGCCUUUUUCUCCAUUUCAUUUAUAGCAAUCAUUCUCCAAGUACCAGAAGUAGAAAUAACAGGAGAGCCUGGCAGAGGCAAACAUAUUGGACAUUCAUUGGUAAUACUUAGUUAUAAAUUGCAGUGAGAACUAGCUGAUUUCCUUAAGAGAAAUCUUUUAGUAUCCAAAUAGGUAAUACCAGCGAUUAUGGGUUGAUUCAGAAAUAGAAUUUGGCAUCAAGUGAUUUGGGGUCCUAUCUAUUUAGGAACAUGAAGCGCACAUCAUUACUCAAGUAGCUUUUCAUACUGCAUUUGACUUCAUAUCAACCUAGUAAUAAAGGGGUUGCAAUAGCAAAUAGAAUAGUGAAAAAUUGUUCAUAUAUAUAUAUUUUUUAUUAUUAGUUUCAGGUGUACAAAACAAUGCAAUAGUUAUCCUUUUCACCCCUCACAAAGUUGUUCAUACUCUUUUAAGCCUUAUACAGCACUACUCUGUAAAAAAGGAACAAUGUUUGUAUAAAUGUUUAGUAGUAGGACCUACUUUCCCACUGUAUGUAUAUAGGAGUUUGUUGUCACUAUGCCAGAAUCUCAGGUGCCUGCUUAUGAGUAUUCCUUUAAACAGAGCUAUUGGGAAGUAAGGUGUUGUGUGUGUGUAUAUAUGGUAACAAAGUAGAGAAGUUCUCCCAGGAAGAGGCCUGGCAUUGUACAUGGUGUUAUGUGGCUACAAGUAGGGAAAAAUACACCACAGAAUCUGAGAAAUAACUGAUUUAAUAGAAAAAUGGCUUUGAUUCAGUUGGUUCCCAUGAAUGUUAGUGAGAUGCCCUUUAUAAAAUAAGGAUCAGAUUUUGGCUUUGCAGCAGAGCUUGCUUAUAAAUAAAUGUCUAUUGGACUCUUUCCAGAUCUCUCUUUUAAUUUAUAAAUAACCAAGAUAAGGAUUCGCUCCACCUCAGUGCUUUAUACAGAGAUACAAAGCAGAAGUUGUUGCUCUCAUCUGUUGAUAAAAGCAUAAAAUAUAAAGUAGUAAGUUAACAUAGUAUUAUUGCCACAAUGCUUUCGUUAAAUGUCCCUAUGAAGCAAGUUUUAGGAAUUAUUUUAAAUGAUGGAGUAAUGGUGUUGGAGAGAAUUUAACAGAAGGAGGGAAAAUAUUUUAGUUAGCAGUAGAUGGUGCUACUGGCUUUCAUUUGCUGACUUGAUUAUGCCAUAAAACCCAUGACAUUAAACUGCACUAAAACAGUAAGCGUGGUUUAGUUAGCUGGUAGAGGCUUUGGAGGUUAUGUACCUUGAUGAAAGAGUUUAGAUUGCUAUCGCUUUUUACCUUUGUCAUUUGUAAAUUCUAAAUGGUCAGCAUAAAAUGUAGGAAACACAUGUUUAGUGUAUAAUAUAUCUCAGACUGAAUUACUGCCUGGUUUAUCAGGAAAGAAAGCACUACAAUCGCUUAUGAGGAAAUACAGGUGAUGUGGAUAUUUAUAUUUUACAUGUAAUCACCAGACUGCAUUUUAUGUAUUAGCAUUUUCCUUGCUUAUGGGAAAAUAGCAAAAUGACAGAUUUCUUUUAUACCUUUGUCUACACCCUCUCUGAGAGAGGUUUUGAUAACCACUGAAAUGGUAAAAAUAUGUGAGAUGCGAUUACCAAGUUGUAGGACUUUCUUUUAAAAUAAAUAUAUCAUACCUUAAACAUCCAAAUGAGAGUUGAUUUUCAGAGUAGUUCCUUUGGGAGCACUACUUAUUCUAUCUAUGCUGCAAAGGUGUAAAGUUUUUGGAAUGUUUUCAAAGAUGCCUUGAGAAUUGGUUUAUGACUAUGCAAAAUAUCUAUUUCAUUAUUUUAGUUGCACAAAAAGCUUUUUUGGGCAAGCUUAAUGUGACCUAUCUCAUUCACCAAACCAACUCGACUGUGCUGUUUUCUUAGAACCAAACCAUUAGGGAAGUUCAAAAGAAUGUGCCAUAUGUUCUGAAUUUGCAUAAGAGAAUGUUUUGAGCACUGGUAGCAUCAUUUAAUAAAGGAGUAGUUUCCUGAUAGCACUACUUUGAAAUAGAUGGUAUCAUUUGGAUGUAUAGGUUAUGUUUUUUAAGGGUUAGUUUAAUUCCCUUACAGUUAAAUAUAAUAAUAAAAAAAUCAGAGUCUUCUCUUGUUUUCUACUUCUUGUUCCUUUCUUUGGUAACUUUUGAAUUUAAUCUUGACUACUGUAGGAUAGUUUUGAUUGAUAGGAUAAUAAAAAAAUGGAUCCAAUAUUUAAGGUAGAAGUAGCUUAAGGAAACAACAGCCUUUACCUCCACCCUUUAAAAAACAAUUUUUUUUUUACUCAGAUGAACAAUUUGAAUUUAAAGACUGGAGAUCAUUGUACAAAAAAAUUGGAAUAAGUUUUAUAUAUUAAUUAGGCUGAGUUUUAAGCCUAUAUAUCACAGAUAAAAUAUUUAAAAUUGUAUAACCAUUUCAUGUAUCAUUUAUAAUUUUAAAAUUGUAAAUGUCUUUUUAAAAGAUAUGGGACCGGAAAUAUAUUCGUAAUUUGAAAAUGUGACUGCAUACCAAGAGGAAAACUUUACUCAUUUUGAAACUUAUCUGGGAUAUUAAAGAAUAUACCAAUUCUUAGAAACACUAUUCUAGAUUUAUACUUCAAGGACCAUUCCUAAAAUAAUUUAAAUAUUCCAGUUUGUCAUAAUGUUAAGAUUCACUGUAGGAAUUACUGUUGUUCAGCUAUCAGUUUAAUGGUAUAUGAGAAAUGUUUAGAGGUAAAACUAUCUCAAGAUUUAAUGGAAAAGUUUCAUUUUAAGAUAUAAUAACAAUUCUGACUAGACAAUUUGAAUUUUUAGGGCUUUCCUAAUGUGCUAAUCACAUAGAAGAAUUCAUUUUGAGGGUAUAAAACUGUGCUGCAUGCCUGCCACUUAUAGCAGAACUGACAUUUAAAUUUUGAGAAAAGAAAAAAUUGGAUAACUCUCAGUUUUGCUAGUGUGCAUCUAAAGUUUCUUUUUCUACAUAGAAUACUAUACUAUAGAAAACAUUGGAUUACAGUUCAAAAAGAUGGAUAGUGAAAUCACUGGCCUUUUCUAGCUGUGUGUUUACUUAUCUCCUUCUCCUUGGAGGUAAAUUACUUUCUUACUGCUGUUGACUCUCCGUACCACACACCCUUCCAGUAUACACCCACUUGGAAAACAAAACAGGUUGAUUGUGCAGGUCCUCAUUGUUAGUGCUUCUGAAGUACUUGUUGCCAAUACACAGGACACAGGUUUCAGCUAAUGUGUUGGAAGAUGCUACUUACAUAGGCAUUUUUUGGUGUUUUUUUUUUUUGGUUGACACCUUUCUUUAAAUAUGUCACUGAAGCUGAGAUCAUUAAAAAAAUUUUGUUAAUUUUUAGUUUCUCUUAUAUAUUAUAAAAUUCUUAUGUGGGGGUGUUUCUUACUGGUUUACACAUGGUUUCCUUUUUAUUUUGUUUCUGAAAUAAUUGUGCUGGUUGUGAAAUAGAUUAGUGCAUUUUCAUUUUAAGAACACUUUCCUUCUUACGUUGUUCAUUUGAAAUAACUAUUUUUAGGGGAAAUAGUUUUUUACAGCCACUAAAUUGUAUUUGUUAUUUUUGUACAUGCAUAGCAAGAGUGGUACACUAAUCUUGGGGGGAACACUUUUGUUCUAUUUUAACUUUUCCUGUACAUUAUUACUUAAAAUUAUCUAGGAACAGUGCCAUGAAAUCUAGAUUGAGAGAGAAUACAGUAAACAUGAGAACACCUAAAGCUUCAAUAGAAAUCAUUUAACACUUAAAAAGUUUCAACAGGAAUCAUUUGUGGGGACAAAAGCAGAUGAAUACUGCCAGUGUCAUAUAAUGGAAGCGUAAGGGCAAGAUCCACACUGGGCAAGUACUGCAGAGACUGUAGAAACAGGGAUCCUGCUUUUUUGGAGACAGACAAUUUUUCUUUCAAGUAGCUGGAAGGGCGAAAUGGUCUAAAAUACAUAAUGCAACACAGGCGCUAUAUUGUAAGCUGUGCCAAGUUUACUCAAAUUGUAGUUAUUGAUCAAAGUUUAUUGCUUCGUCAUUUUUAUUUUAAAAGAGGAUACUGAAUGUUAGAAAAUCUGUAAUAAGUUUUAAUUGAGAGAUGUAAAUAAUGUAUACAGACUUGUAGGUGAUGGGAUGGGAAAUAUUUAAAUUCUAGGUUUUUUUAAAGGAAGAAACUGAAUGUUUAUUACAAAAAUUAAUAAAUAGCUAUGUUUGGCCAUGAAUCCUGACUUUUCAUUACUGCUUAUUUUUGCUACAGAUAUUCUCUCACUGAACUCAUUCCUAGAGAAAUAUUGAAGGUAUUUCCAAUAUGUUGAACAUUUAAAAUGUGUUAGGCAUUAUUUUUUAUAAUGUUCACAGUAACCCUAGAAGGUAGUAUCUUAGUGUCUUACAUACUAGAAAUCUAAAGCUUAGAAAUUCAAUGAUUAGUACUAGAGUUUAAUAACCCAAAUAUGCUUGACCUUGAAGCAAUUGCUUUGUUUUCUUUAAAUAUACAGUAGUCCCCUGUUAUCCUCGAUUACCUAGGGUCAACUGGUCUGAAAAUAUUAAAUGGAAAAUUCCAGAAAUAAUCAGUUUUAAAUCGUACUCCAUUCUGAGUAGCAUGAUAAAAUCUUAUGUCAUUCUGCUCCACCUGUCCUGGAUGUGAAUCUGCCCUUUGUCCAGAGUAUCCACGCUGUAUAAGUUCCUUGCCUAUUAGUCACUUAGUCGCCAUCUUGGUUAACAGAUCAACUGUGGAGGUAUCACAGUGCUUGUGUUCAGGUACUCUUAUUUUACUUAAUAAUGGCCCCAAAGCACAAGACUAGUGAUGCUGGCAAACUUGGGUAUGCCGAAGAGAAGCCGUGAAGUGUAUUAUGUAUAGGAAAAAAACAUAGUAUAUAUAGGAUUAGGUAUUAUCUAAGGUUUCAGGCAUCCACUGGGAGUCUUGGAACGUAUCCCCUGUGGAUAAGGUGGGACUAUUGUACUAUUACCAUGAGAACAGUUAGCAAAAUAUUUAAUCAUUUGUUGACAUUUCCAUGAAGCUAAGAUUUUAACUAAUUUUGUCUACAUUGUAGACCGUUAAAUAGUAUUAGAAAAUCUUAAUUUUACCCUGAUACCUAAAUUCCAAAAGGAAAUGUAUAUUUUAGAGUAUAGUAAAAAUAUCAUUAUUUAGAGGUAUUUAUAUUUAGAGGCAUUUAUGUUUGGACCAUCACAUUCAUAAUGUUUUGAUGGUAAUAGCCACGGCUGCCCAAUGUCAGUAAUUGGUAUUUGAGGAAAAGACUAGGAAUAGAAAUGCUAGUCCAUGCCGAUGUGGACUGCAUCUGCAUGUUUUAAUAAAAACACCUUGUUAUUUUGCACAUAUAGUAGGUACAAAACACCUGUGUUUAAAGAAAUACAUACUCAUAAAAAUUAACUAUUUUGAUAAUUAGGUUCACUUGUCUAUUGUAGUAAAUUUAAAUAGUUUUUUAGUAUAUAAUGUCUGGAAUGAUGCAUUUUUGUAACAUUAAGAUUCUAAAUAAUUAUUCCUAUAAAGGUUAACCAUGAUUAAGCAAUGUUUUACACUCAUUUUGAACAGCAUAAUGAUUACAGUGUCAUAUUUUCUUGACCUAAGUUCAACUUACAAGCAUGAAGCAAAAUACAGCCUCCUUUACUAAGGAGUUGUAUAAAGCUGGUGGCUGGUUCCUAUGCCCUUCUAGUAUGUUGUUUUGCUACCACACUUCAGAUUUACUGGGCUCUCCACUUUUGCUUUAAUGAUGGCUUCUGUUUUCUAGGCAAUAAUGAAGGUUGCAAGGAGAAAUUUAUAACGAAACUUAUUAAGUUGAUAAACAUCCUUUCACAGAACUUGUUGGAUUGGUGUAUACAAAUGCAUGGGGCUGUAUAAUCACUACUUGUCAAUGUUCAGGGCCUGUUAUUUUUUUCUGCCUUUGUUCUCAUUUUCUGAGUUGGUUUAGAGUUUUCUUAAUAAACCUGUAUGUAUGUCA